UACCUUUGUAGUUAGGCAGUUUGUUCCAUGCUAUCAGCUUAUCAUGCAGUUCCAGCCCAGCGACUUGUGACACCUGGAGACUCCCGUCCUUUGCCAUUUACAACACUCUCUCAUGUUAGAUUUCCCGCCCCUUCCAUAACAGCAACACCUCAAACACAACUACGGCGAACAAGACUUCGAUACUGCAACUCUUGCGACCCUGCAAUCCACACACAUCUCGAUUCGCGUUGUGCCGACCAAUUCACAGUCCCACGCAGUCCGAAGUCUGAAGUCCGAUACUCGCCCUGUGACGACAUCCUUAAGAACCCUCACCCCUUUCUGGCUCUGCACCACAAUCAGGUCGCCAAAACCAACGACACUACAGCGGGCCCAACCAAAGCAAGCCCUAUCCGCCUACCGGUAUUAAUACCCAGCCAUCAGUCGCGAUCGCCCUAGACAUCCUGCCAAAAUGAGUUCGCCCCGCCGCCGCAUCGAGACUGACGGUAGGCUCAUGAGCGACUAUGAGGUCACUCUGGUGAAUGACAAUACAAGGCAAGAGUUCUACGUGCGCUUUAAGGGACCCGCCGAAACUCCCUUCGAAGGCGGCGUCUGGAAAGUCCAUGUCGAGCUCCCCGAUCAAUACCCCUACAAGUCGCCGAGCAUCGGCUUCGUGAACCGAAUCUUCCACCCCAACAUCGACGAACUGUCUGGAUCAGUCUGCCUGGAUGUCAUCAACCAGACGUGGUCGCCCAUGUUUGAUAUGAUCAACAUCUUCGAGGUUUUCCUGCCGCAACUUCUACGUUAUCCGAAUCCUACCGAUCCCCUCAACGGCGAGGCCGCUGCCCUGUUGAUGCGGGAGCCUAAGAGCUACGAUUCGAAAGUAAAGGAAUACGUCCAGAAAUAUGCUAGCAAGGAUGCAGCGGAUGACGCCGGCGAAGAGACUGAGGAUGAUGACGACAUGUCGUCUGUGGCAAGCUUUGGGGACGAAGAUGACGAGCCUGCCGGACAGAUGGACGACGUAUAGCUGAACGCUGCCCUUUCUUUCGCUGCAUUUUCAGGGUUAAGGGAGUUCAUGCGGUUAACGGUCGGUCAUCAUUUACGGGCAGUCGUUGCUCGCCGGAGUUGCACAGGAUUAAGCGCCCCUGGGUUGGUUUUCGCUGACCUCCGUUGGGAAUGGAGUCAGUUGGCUUCUGAAGACAGAUGCACGAGGAGGAGAGAAGGCGGAGAUGUGAUCACGAAAGAGUUGAUGAUGUACACCUAUGGAUCGUGACCAAUCAACCUCAAACAACACAUGAGCCAGCCCUGCGGAUCGAGUCCCCUGGUUUGGCAAAUGAUAGAUAGUGAGAGCUUUCGGGCCAUUGCCAGCUCAAGAGAGCAACAGCCCCUCAAGCCCCGUCGUCCGUGACAAAACGGUCUUUG
Molecule: messenger RNA, 1398 nt
Organism: Phialemonium atrogriseum
Lineage: Eukaryota; Fungi; Ascomycota; Sordariomycetes; Cephalothecales; Cephalothecaceae
Product: ubiquitin-conjugating enzyme h
Exons: 6
Coding region: 449-1003 (184 amino acids)
Biological process (GO): ubiquitin-dependent protein catabolic process; protein polyubiquitination
Cellular component (GO): nucleus
Molecular function (GO): ubiquitin conjugating enzyme activity
Source: RefSeq, a predicted model, not a curated record